GCCUUUUGGUUGUGAAUCUGGUGUUUUCUCAUUCAACCUUAGAAAUUUCAACCGGCAAGACCAGACUCUAAAUCUUAUUGUAAAAAAUCUCAACUAAAAUUCCAAAUUUAACAAACAUAUGGUGGUGACAUAAGAUUUUGUAAACCGAAUCAUUUGUGUAUAUCCUUGCGAAACAUGCAGCGUUCGUCUUAUCCUCUGUGCCACAUUGUGCGACCCCGCGUGUGCGUCCUUUUGGGCGGCGGAUGGACUGAUCUGCGAAGGACUAUGGCCUCCGAUUCCUGGGGACGAGGUGGCGAUGGCAAGAGCGAGUCCGACUCGCCCAGGGCCGGCGUUCCGCGGUCCAGUGCCACAUCGACGGUGCUGAAUGAUGCCGCCUCCUAUUCGCGUGGCGUAAAUACGAGUGCCUUCGAGCGACGCAUCAAUCGGGAGGAUAAUAUGUGGCGGGAUCAGAGUUAUAUCGAUACGAAAUGGUUGAAUCCUCGCGAUCCCACUGCCUAUCGACCCAAUUUCCGCCAAACCGAGCCGACAUCGUUGCGAAAGCAGUUCAUGCGCAGUCCGGAUGAAAUAUCCCGUGAGGUGAUGGGUCGCGAUUGGGAGGAAACGGUCAGGACUUAUAAGCGCAUCGCCAAGAACAAACAAUCUGCGGAUAAUGCACGCAAUCGCCAGCAGCAUUUGCAAAUGAUGCACAUGCAACAGCAACAAGAGCAGCAACCAAAGCAGCAGCAGCGACACCAACAGCAACAGCAGCAAAACACAAAAAAUCAAGGGCACCACAGCUCUUGGGGCAGGAACGUGGAGUCCCCUCAGGAUCAAUGACGCCGAUCAUGACGCUAGAUCAAUGCAAAACAGCCUCACAUGCCAGUCAUACCAGAAUUGCCCAUAUAUCACAUACACAUGAUAUGAUAUGAUGCAUGUACAUAUAUCCCAGUCAAGCAGAGUUGAAUUUACUUGAGUGAUCCAUUACAUCGAUGCAGUCAGAGUUGACAUUUGUUGAAUUCGUGCGGAAGGCAAAAAUUUACUGAUUGCACACAAAUACGUUAUAAAUGAAACUUCAAAUAAACUUAGAUGAUGUACUUCUGUC
Molecule: messenger RNA, 1081 nt
Organism: Drosophila erecta
Lineage: Eukaryota; Metazoa; Arthropoda; Insecta; Diptera; Drosophilidae
Product: probable WRKY transcription factor protein 1
Exons: 2
Coding region: 175-816 (213 amino acids)
Source: RefSeq, a predicted model, not a curated record